AUGGGUCGUACUGUUGACCAGGAGGUGCACGCGGCGUUUGUCGAGUUCCGCGCCAAGGAAGAUGACAAGUGUAUUUACUGCCAACAGAUCCGUGCAAAGAAUACCUCACGACAGAAGCAACAUCUUCUUGAAUGCCCGGGCCUACGUGGCCAUCCUAACGCGCCUCAACCUGCCCAGCCGAACCCGACUCCGAAUGGUAUGGGUCCUGGCAAUGGCUACCCCGGCACGCCCAGUGGCCCAACUGCCACUCCAGGACCAGGUGGCCCAACUGCUAUCCCGACCCCGAACGGUGCCUUGAUGGCCAACGGUGUCAACCCUCAUGCGACUCCAAUGCAAACCCCGCUGCAGAGCCUGCAGAAUCGCCCUCCCAUGGCGACCCCCGGUCCACCUACCGGUGCUCCCGGAUCUGCGCCGCCAUCCGCCGCGCCGUCGCGUCCAACUCCCAAGCCUAAGGCGAAGAGCAGCACUUCCAAUCUUCCCGCGCCGCCGCUGGACGACGUGCAUGCGGCUUUUGUCGAGUUCCGUGCGAAGGAGGAAGACAAGUGUCUGUCUGUCCAGUGCAUCUACUGCCAGCAAGUCCGCGCCAAAAAUACCAGUCGUCAGCGCCAGCAUCUACUCGAAUGCCCGACCUAUCUGAGCGUUAUGAAGGAUUCAAUUCCGGCCAACAACUUGCUGCACACCUUCCCCGAGGGCGAUGUUGCGCGAUCUCUGCAGAUUCCCGCUCCGACCCUUGAGCUGGACUUCCGCAUGAGCAUCAAGAUGAACCCCAAGGUAGCUGUCGGUCAUAGUAUCUGGGGCAACCGAGAAUGGGUUUCUUUCGUGGGUGGUCAGUGGGCAGGUCGCUGGGGCAAGGGCAUUGUUCUGCCCGGUGGUCAAGACACUCAAAUUGUGACCAAGGAUUCGACUACCAACCUGCGCGCCAGCUAUAUGCUUCAAACUGCCGACGAGCCUCCAGCCUUUAUCAUUGUGAAAGCCGAAGGUUGGCUGACUGGAGCCAAGGAUGUUUUGGAGAAAGUGAACGACUCUGCCAUGGCUGACGGCGUUAACCCCAGCAGUUAUAAAUACCGCAUCAACCUGUCCAUGGAGACUGGGGACGAGCGGUAUACGUUCUUGAACACCCUGAUGUGGAUUGGUAGCGGAUGCCGGCGCGGCCAAGAAGUCAUCUUCGACGCGUUCCGUGUCAACUAA
Penicillium macrosclerotiorum is the source of this 1188-nucleotide messenger RNA. Its product is annotated as DUF3237 domain-containing protein. The transcript is spliced from 5 exons. Lineage: Eukaryota; Fungi; Ascomycota; Eurotiomycetes; Eurotiales; Aspergillaceae. Bases 1 to 1188 code for a protein of 395 amino acids. The record is from RefSeq and is a predicted model, not a curated record.